This is a messenger RNA of Thunnus maccoyii (southern bluefin tuna), 2350 nucleotides long. RefSeq names its product germ cell nuclear acidic peptidase (gene gcna). Gene Ontology annotation, cellular component: nucleus. Bases 125 to 1954 code for a protein of 609 amino acids. NCBI's taxonomy places the organism in Eukaryota, Metazoa, Chordata, Actinopteri, Scombriformes, Scombridae. The record is from RefSeq and is a predicted model, not a curated record. The transcript is spliced from 13 exons.
UGGUCGAUUGUCCUCGUGACAACUUCCGCUCACUAGAUUUGAAUUUGGCGUCUGUUCCGUCUGUCCAUUUGAUUUUACACAACAGAAGCGCGUUUGGCUGCCAUAGAUCAAAGCAGAGGAAACUAUGAAUGAUGACACCUGCAAAUUAUUUGAAAGAGUUGCUAAAAAGAUGGGAUGGAUGGAUGAUGGAGGACUGGACACAGCAGAAAAGAAGCUGAAAGCUGUGAUUGGCAAGUCUCGUCAUGGUGCCACAAGUGAUCAAUCAGCCUCGCCUGUCCAGCUUCUCCUCUCUGAGAGUGAAGAUGACCUAGAGAAGGAGAACCAGUACUCAGGGGGCAACGAGUACAGAAAUAAGGCUUUGAUCGAGUCAAGUGAUGAUGACUUUGACCAAUUACUUGCGGGAAGGGCUACUCCAAAAGCUAAACCUACCUCACAGAAACCAAGCAGUGCUGCAAAGAAAAACAGCUCAAAUGUAGUUGUGGUGAGCUCGGACGAUGAAGGCAGUUUUGAGAAAUUUCUGCAACGAGUGAAAACCCCUAACACCAAGCCUAGGAAAAUAUCAGAGAGUGGGAGUGAAGACAGCCUCAAAAACUUCAUAGUGGAUGACUACUUAUCAGGCGAUGACUUUAUUGAGACAAAAUCAUCGACUAAAGUUCCCAAGAAGAGCAAUACUCCAGCAGCCCAGCGUCCAUCGAGGAGACCGUUGUCUGAGUGGAACUCUCCGGUCUUUGUUAGUGACAGUGAGGAAGAAGAUGAUAAUAUUGCGGUCAAGAGCACAUGGAGGACUCGUCACUCAAAGCCUAAGUCCCUGCCAAAGUCUCACAAGAAUAACGAUGCACUGUGUGACCCAGAGGACAGUUCACCAUCACUGUUUCUGCCUCCGGUUCCUUCUCCCUUUGCUCUGCCUCCUCACAAAACUAAAACAUUACUGGCCUCUCCCAAACGUACUCUGUCAGCUCCUCCUAAGCUGGAUGACUCAGCCAGUUCUGAAGAGGAGUUCACAUCCCUACUGGACAGACUGAAAAAGAAAAACAAGCUCCCAAGCACUUCAUUCUCACCUAAGAACAUCAAAGAAUGCAGUAAGGAUCCUCCUGUGUUAGUUCCUCCUGCUAAGGGGCUAACAACACCCAGCUCUAAAUCAUUUGGGGAAACCUCCAAGCUUUUUAAAACUCCAGGGAAACCCACUAUCUUGAAGCCCGUCAGUCAGACAGAGCCUAGACACGGCCCCAGCAGCAGGUUAGCGUUGUGUAAAACCCCAGGUUGCUUCUUGCAGUCCCUCUCAAACCCUGGCACCAGCUAUGGCCGCAGUUUUCGGCAGAACAAGGAAGACCUCACCAGCAAACUCUACCAGCUGUUCAAUACCAGUGUGUUUGAUAGUAAGCUCCCCGUCGAUAUGUCAGUGACUUGGAAUAAGAAGUUGCGGAAAACGGCCGGCCACUGCAUCAGUGGGCAGGAGCGAGGUGGAGGGAGCCGCUACGCUCGCAUUGAACUGUCAGAGAAAGUUUGUGAUUCUGCAGAUCGUCUCAGGGACACACUGAUUCAUGAGAUGUGUCAUGCUGCAACAUGGCUCAUUAACGGUGUAAGGGAUGGACACGGGACCUUCUGGAAGCUGUAUGCUCGCAAGGCCACGCUGGUGCAUCCUGAGCUGCCCAUGGUCACUCGCUGUCACAGCUAUGACAUCAAGUACAAAUUCCAGUACCAGUGCACCCGCUGCCAGAAUACGAUUGGCCGUCAUUCCAAGUCGCUGGACACGCAGAGGUUCGUGUGCGCCCUCUGCACAGGUCAACUUGUCCUACUGACACCUUCCAAGCCGCGUGCUCCCACACCUUUUGCCAACUUUGUCAAAGAGAAUUACGGGACUGUACGACAAGAGCUGUCAGGACAAAGCCAUGCAGAAGUAAUGCGUAAACUUAGUGCCGACUUUGCCUCCAAGACUAAACUCAGUCAAAGUUGAGAUCUGCGGCAGAAAUGGACUAAAACACAAAACCACAGGAAACCUGUUAAAAACUCUUAAAUACCUCAGUGAAGUCGUCUUACAUUAGUGGGCAGCUGUGUUGAUUUAAAAUGAAUCCACCUUUCUGUUUUUCAUGUAAUGUCUGUGUUUGAAAAUGGGAAAACUGCUGUGACUGGAAAAACUGAGCCCAAUCAGCAACUUCAUGUUCAUCUAGAUGAGGGUGUGUCUCUGGUAUCUUGUGUGUGUGUGUGUAUAUAUAUUGGAGAUCAGCUUAUUAAGGUACUGGCAUAUGUGUGCCAUAAAUGUACAGUUACGUUCUUUUUAUAUGUUUGAUUUGGUUUUGUCACUGUGAACUCUGUUAAUAAAGUUUAAAUGUGUUAUUGUAUGUCAAAUGGA